Penicillium cataractarum is the source of this 819-nucleotide messenger RNA. RefSeq lists its product as uncharacterized. The transcript is spliced from 2 exons. The record is from RefSeq and is a predicted model, not a curated record. Gene Ontology annotation, molecular function: FMN binding. NCBI's taxonomy places the organism in Eukaryota, Fungi, Ascomycota, Eurotiomycetes, Eurotiales, Aspergillaceae. The coding region runs from base 1 to 819 and encodes 272 amino acids.
AUGUCCCUUUCCAUAAGCAAGGACCGCGCCCCCUGGCGCAACCUUCUCGACUCGCAUCUCAAACAAACCAAUGGCUACGAGUUCACUAUCGCAACCGUUGGCUAUGAUUCUCAAGAGCGUCUGGUCCCUCGCGUCCGGACCUGCGGUUUCCGCGGCUUCUUCCCGGAGUUAGAGCUUCAUCCGAGUGGGCAGAAGGAUAUGGAUCAGCAAGUAGAGGAUGGUGGAAAUCCGUAUCUCUUCGAAAGUGACCUGUUGACAUUCACCACGGAUGUGCGGAUGGAAAAGCUGGAGCAGUUGGAAUCGACGGGCAACCAUAUCGAGGCCAUGUUCUGGUUGAAGGAGGUGAUGGUGCAGUGGAGGAUCAAGGGCAAAGCCUAUUCCAUUGGUAGCCCUAAUCCGGAGUCAGAAAGCGAGUGUGGUCUUCGACCAGAAUUGUUCGAGGCUCUCCGGGUCAAAGAAGACUAUCGUGGUGAUCUUAGUGGUGAUGCCGAUAAGUGGACGUGGGAGAAGGCUGUAACCAAGUAUUUUGCGAAUCACUCGCCUGUCAUGCGUGGCUCCUUCAGAAACCCACCUCCAGGUCAGCCUAGGUCUCAACUGCCUAGCAAUCCAGACUUGAGGCUGGGUCAGAAGGUCACCAACCUUCAUGAUCCCGUUGCUCGCAAGAACUUUAGAGUUGUGCUUAUUCUUCCUGAGGAAGUCGAGUCACUAGAUCUUUCAGACUUGGAUGAUGUUCGUAGGCGGAAGUGGACGCUAGUUAUGGACGAAGAUGAUGAGGAUGGGCCUCAUGGAAAAUGGGAAGAAACCGAGAUUUGGCCGUGA